Messenger RNA from Corylus avellana, 333 nucleotides. The record is from RefSeq and is a predicted model, not a curated record. Lineage: Eukaryota; Viridiplantae; Streptophyta; Magnoliopsida; Fagales; Betulaceae.
AUGCAUUCUUUCAAUUGGUUGUUCGAGUUCUUAGAGCGAAUCCAUCCCAAGAAUCGUUAUGCACGGCUCACGAAGGCUAAGAAAGCGAAAGCUAAUGCCGUUCGAGUUCUAAAAGGUCACGUGGCAUUGUAUGUGGGGAAAGAGGAGAAGAGGUAUGAAGUUCCGGUGAAAUAUCUCUCCCUCCAAUCAUUUAAAGAAUUGUUGGCCCAGUCACAACCCUAUGAGCUUGAUAUUAAGAAUGACGGCCCAAUCGUGCUUCCGUGCACUAUUGAGUUGUAUGUGGGGAAAGAGGAGAAGAGGUACGAAGUUCCGGUAAAAUAUCUCUCCCUCUGA